GCUGUGGUUCUCCCAGAGAGUUCAGAGCCGCACAAACUUGUCUCCAACACUUUUUCCACCAGAAAUACAAAGUCUCUGAUGGAAGCAACUGGUUGAAUCAGCAGCAAGGAAGGGGAAGGCAAAGGGCGUUUCCCGACUGCUGGAUCCACCUUGGUCCCACCCAAUCGAUUCCCCCCAGUCCAAGCAACUAGAGAGCCCUGGAUUCGAGGCUGGGCCCGCUUCGGGAGAGGAGCUGCAGCCAGCCGAGGAUGGACAAAGGGAUGAUGAGCAGAUUUCGGAAGGACAAUCCCGAGGCCGGGGUCUGCUCCCUGGCGCUGCCGUCGGACCUGCAGCUGGACCAGAGGAACAAGGAGGCCCUGGAGACGGAGCGAGAGCGGCUGAAGGUGGCCCGGGUGCAGGAGCAGGUCCGGGCCAGGAUGCUCCAGCUGGGCCAGCCCUCGAGGAUCAACGGCGCCCUGCCCGACUCUGCGGACGGCGCCCGAGGUGUCUCCAGGACUCAGUUCCACACCCUGCAGCCCGCCUCGUCGGCCGGCUUCAGCUCGCGCUCCCAGGGCCUGAGCAUGGACAAGAGCUCGACUUUCCGGCCCAUCUCCAAGCCCGCCUUUGGGGCGCCCGCCUGGUCCUCGCGCUCCGCCGUGGACCUGAGCUGCGGCCGGAGAGCCAGCUCGGUGCACAACGGAGGGGGCACCUAUGGGUCCGCGAGCUACCUGGGCGCCCAGCCGGCCGCGCUGCCAGCAGCCCCCAGGCCCGUCUCCUACCACGAGCGCGCGGGCCCCGGCUCCAGGGCCGACUACGACACCCUCAGCCUGCGCUCUCUCCGCCUGGUGCCCGGCGGCCCAGCCGGAGGCCUGGACGACCGCUACAGCGUGGUGUCCGAGCAGCUGGAGCCGCCGGCCGGAGCGGCCUACCGGGCCUUCGCUUACGAGCGCCAGGCGAGCUCCGCCCCCAGCCGGACGGGGGGCCUGGAUUGGGCCGACGCCGCCGCCGACGGGCCCCCGGGCCGGCCCAUCCGCGCCCCGGCUAUGCGGACCCUGCAGCGCUUCCAGAGCAGCCACCGAAGCCGGGGGACGGCGUCAUCCGUGGGAGCCGGCGGGGGGCUGGAGCACGUGGCCCGAGCCCCGUCGGUGCGCAGCCUCAGCCUGGCCGACUCCGGCCACCUGCCGGACGUGCGGGGCCUGGACAGCUAUGGGGGGCACCGGACUCUGCAGCGGCUGAGCAGCGGGUUCGACGACAUCGACCUCCCCUCGGCUGUCAAGUACCUCAUGGCCUCGGACCCCAACCUGCAGGUGCUGGGCGCCGCCUACAUCCAGCACAAGUGCUACAGCGACGCGGCCGCCAAGAAACAGGCCCGCAGCCUCCAGGCCGUGCCCAAGCUGGUGAGGCUCUUCAACCACGCCAACCAGGAGGUGCAGAGGCACGCCACGGGGGCCACUCGGAACCUCAUCUACGAUAACGCCGACAACAAGCUGGCGCUGGUGGAGGAGAACGGCAUCUUCGAGCUCCUGAGGACGCUGCGGGAGCAGGACGACGAGCUGCGCAAGAACGUCACCGGAAUUCUCUGGAACCUGUCAUCCAGCGACCACCUGAAGGACCGCCUGGCCCGAGACACCCUGGAGCAGCUGACGGACCUGGUGCUGAGCCCGCUGUCGGGCAGCGGGGGGCCGCCCCUCAUCCAGCAGAACGCCUCGGAGGCCGAGAUCUUCUACAACGCCACGGGCUUCCUCAGGAACCUGAGCUCCGCCUCGCAGGCCACGCGGCAGAGGAUGCGCGAGUGCCACGGCCUGGUGGAUGCCCUGGUCACCUACAUCCAUCAUGCGCUGGACGUGGGCAAGUGUGAGGACAAGAGCGUGGAGAAUGCUGUGUGUGUACUCCGGAACCUGUCCUACCGCCUCUACGAUGAGAUGCCGCCAUCCGCGCUGCAGAGGCUGGAGGGCCGAGGCCGCGGGGAAGCCGGGGCCGGGAGGCCCGGGGAGGUCGUCGGCUGCUUCACCCCCCAGAGCAGGAAGCUGCGGGAGCUGCCCCUGGCCACGGAUGCUCUGACCUUCGCUGAGGUCUCCAAGGACCCUAAGGGGCUCGAGUGGCUCUGGAGCCCCCAGAUUGUGGGGCUCUACAACCGGCUCCUUCAGCGGUGUGAGCUGAACAGACACACGACUGAGGCUUCGGCCGGAGCCUUGCAGAACAUCACCGCUGGAGACCGGAGGUGGGCAGGUGUGCUGAGCCGCCUAGCCCUGGAGCAGGAGCGCAUCUUGAACCCCUUGUUGGACCGAGUUCGGACAGCCGAUCAUCACCAGCUGCGCUCCCUCACUGGCCUCAUCCGGAACCUGUCACGGAACGCUCGGAACAAGGAUGAGAUGUCCACCAAGGUGGUCAGUCACCUGAUCGAGAAGCUGCCGGGGAGCGUGGGAGAAAAGCCGCCUCCCGCCGACGUGCUGGUCAACAUCAUCGCGGUGCUCAACAACCUGGUGGUGGCCAGCCCCAUCGCGGCCCGGGACCUCCUCUACUUUGAUGGUCUCCGAAAGCUCGUCUACAUCAAGAAGAGGCAGGAUGGGCCCGACAGUGAGAAGGCCUCCCGGGCUGCCUCCAGCCUUCUGGCCAACAUGUGGCAGUACAGCAAACUCCACCGGGAUUUCCGGGCGAAAGGCUAUCGGAAGGAGGAUUUCCUGGGUCCAUAAACAAUCGGAAGACGAAGAGUUCUAUUGGGGGGCAGCGUUAAUGAAUGCCCCCCCCAAGCUGCAAGGGACUAUCUUGGCUUGGCUCUGCCCUUGCCUCGUGGCUCCUGGCCAGGUCUGGCCUCUUGGCCCCUGGCACUGCCAUUUUGGGUGGAGCAUGGAAGCAGGCUGACUGCUUACAGGAUGGGCAGGGGGGGGCAGGCACCAAGAACAGGUCCUGGCUUCAGGGUGAGCCUGGCUAUCGGGACGGGGCAAGAGCCCCUGGCUUCUGGGUGUUGGGAUGCUUGGGAAUCCUUUGGUGUUUCAGGGUCCCCCAGGGCCCCGGCCAGUGCUUGCUAAAGGAAGUGGCUGGAAGCAGCCAGACAAGCACACACACAUCACAGCGGGCUGAAGGGCCGGGGGGGGGGGGGAGCACAAUAAAGGAGGCAUUGCUCUGCUA
Messenger RNA from Monodelphis domestica (gray short-tailed opossum), 3108 nucleotides. RefSeq names its product plakophilin 3 (gene PKP3). Lineage: Eukaryota; Metazoa; Chordata; Mammalia; Didelphimorphia; Didelphidae. The record is from RefSeq and is a predicted model, not a curated record. Gene Ontology annotation, cellular component: cytoplasm; adherens junction; plasma membrane. Gene Ontology annotation, biological process: cell-cell adhesion. Gene Ontology annotation, molecular function: protein binding.